AUGACAGCCACCUUCUUUAAUCCCUCUAGGAGAAGAUCGAGCAGCAGUGAUGAUGACAAGGCCUACGCCGAAGUGCUGGCAGAUCUGGAAAAACCAGAAAACCGUUUCAUUCUACGUCCACCAAAUGAACUUCUCAAGGAGGUUGCCUCUGCCACGACCUCAGUACCCCUGAUUGGCGGCAAUGAUGACCAUCUGCCCGUAGAAGUCAGCCGAUACUUUGCUCACCUCGUGGCCAGAGCCCAGUUAGUGAUGGCUGCCUCGGUAAUCAUGCAGGCCAGUACCGAAGUCUCCCCGCUGGAGGAAAUAUCAGAGCUCAUCUACAAUGCGCUAACACAACUCAACAACGCCGUCUACCAUCUUAAGAAGGCCGGUGGUGCAAAACUUGACGAAAAAACGGCAGGCACCAUUGCCUCGGAGGUGAUGCGAGGAAACAUCAAUGAAGCCUAUCGAAUAAAAAUGAUCAUGGGCUCAAAGAUGGGUGGCCAUCUGGUACACUGCCUGCAAGUGGCCCAUGGUCGUCUACUUGACAAGAUUCUGCGCUAUGUUCUGAUGACUAACAACAAGGAACAUCUGAACAAUCUGCUGGGCGAGUAUCUGGACGCCUACCAGCAGAAGCCGCUGGAACAGGAGCUCAUCUACCGUUGGCUCACAUUUGCCACUCUGGCUUUCCGGCUGGCGCAUGAAGUGGGUAUCGCCGAGAGCAUCCCAGACCUCGUCAAGUCCUUCCAGAGUGCCAAAUUCUACCAUGAGGCCGGCAUUCCCUUUGCUGCAAAGCGGAUGCGCGCCAAAGACGGCGAAGAGGGUGGCUCGAGU
Molecule: messenger RNA, 813 nt
Organism: Dibothriocephalus latus
Lineage: Eukaryota; Metazoa; Platyhelminthes; Cestoda; Diphyllobothriidea; Diphyllobothriidae
Source: the annotation of a GenBank genome assembly